CUGAAGAAACCGAAAACUUGUCAGUAAGAGUUGGAUAUUUGAGGUGCAUGGUACCAAAACGGUUACCAUAGUCGUGUUUUGAAAAAAAAUUGCAAUAUUUGACUGGUGGAUACAUUUUGUUUCUUCGGCAUAAUAUAGCAAGUAAUAAUUGGCCACUUCAUAACCACAUUUCUCAAGUGAAUUAAUCAAAAAAUCAUUUUCCAAAUAAAAUAUUCGUCCCCCCUGAUCAAAACUAUCGAAAUUGUGAUUCGGGAGAAAAUAUGACAAAUGAAACAAAGUGGAAGUUGUUUGACCAGUGAUACCAUGCAUAAUUGUUGUGUAAAACGAGUGUGAUUUAAACUACAUAUUAUCGGCGAAUAUUGAUUUCAUUCAACACAUAAUUUGAAUAAUAAAAUUUGAAUUUAAAUCAUUCACGCACACAUACACCAACGAAGCUAGUGACAACUUAAGUGGCAAUGUAACGGAACGUCGUCGCAAAACGGAUAUAAAUCAUAAUUAUGGUUGAUGAUGGUGAAUCUGUUGCUGCUUACUGAGUGGAAAUUUUCUUGAUUCGGAUAAAUGCAUCGAGACGUCUUAAUAUCAAUGUCAAAGAAGAAGAUGCGGCGAAGAUCUAGAAUGAAGACUUUGAAGAUACUACGGUUGUUUGCUCAAGGUCGCAUUGUAGUCUUCAUGAUAUUAGUCUUCUGCUCAUUAAUCCUAGGCGAACCAGGUUACUUAGACUUCGAUAAUUUACCGGAAACGAAUUUCACAUGUGCCGGUAAAGUAAUCGGCGGCUAUUAUGCUGAUCUGGAGACAUCAUGUCAAAUGUUCCAUGUGUGUACGAUUGGACAGUUGGACGAACCUAUGGAUAUAAAAUUCUUGUGCCUGAAUGGAACGGUUUUCGAUCAGGAGACACGAGUUUGUGAACGUGUCGAUGAGGUUGACUGCACCAAAUCGGAACGAUUUUAUUAUUUGAAUUUAGAGCUGUAUGGGAAUACAAUGGUUCCGAUUCCUGAAGAAGAAGCUUCUACAACUAAACCAAGCACGACUAGUACAACAACUACAACGACGACGACCACAACAACAACGACAACUACUAGAAAACCGUCAACAACCAUAGCAACUACAGUGCAGCCGCUAAAUAUCAGAACGGUAGUUCCUUUAAAGAAAUUAUCGUUAAUAUCGGUGAAGACAACAUCGUCACCAGCCCAUUAUGUGACGACAACAGGCAAAAGUUAUAAUACUGACAUAACAGAUGAAGAUGAGUACGAUUAUGAAGACGAUUAUCUAACAACCGACGGCAAAGAUUUGCAAAAUUAUCACGAAUCAGAGACCGAUGGAAAACAUGAAUCCUUAGCGGAGCAAGUAUUCUCUCCCGAACAAUUUAUAUUCCGACAGAAUAACGGAAAAAGUCAAAAGCAUACAGUGAAACCGGCCAUUUCAUUCCAACAGCAACAGUUCCAAAACGGUGGGUCCUUAACGGUAACAAAUUCCCAUGUAACAGUCACCACACACACGUCAGAGGGACACACUAGUAAUAUCAACAAUCCGAAUAAUCUUAACGUAAAUAAGCAAUUUAGCAGUAAGCCGAAAGAAACAAUAGGAUAUUCUAGUAGUAGCACAACGAAGAAGCCCCAAUUUAGUUUUUAUAUUGCGCCGCCGCAACCAACACCAAAGAGAAUACCACUGUUGCCGCAGACCUCUCAACAAGGUCCACCAACCGGUCAUCCCGGUCUGGCACAGAUUCCUCCAUUCCGCUUGCCAGCACAAGGAUUUCGUCUACCGUCACAACAGCAGGAACACGAUCUACAACAACAUUUAAUUCAACAACAACAACAACUCGACGAACAACAGAAACAACAACAUUUACAACAACAGCAACAAGAAAAAGAACAACAAAAGCAACAAGAAGAACAAGAACAAAGACAACAGGAACACGAGAAACAACAGCAACUGGAGCAGCAAAAGCAGCAAGAACGUCUGGACCAACAGCAGUUGCUGACCCAACAAUUGAUCGAUCAAAGUCAACCACAGCCGUCUCCAUUUGAAGGCUAUCGGCGCCACACUCCACAGUUUUCUCCACAGAUUUCAUUGCGACUUCCCAUAGAGCCGGAACAAAAUCCACAUCAAGAAUUGUUAGGCUUUGAAAAUGCUCACGACGAUUUUCCGCUGAAAGAGCACAAAGAUCUAAAACGUUCCGAUCCACAUGCCAUCGCCACGUCAACAACCAUUUCAUUCACCAACUCUACUCGUCAAUCGAGCCAUCCUACAUAUCCAAAUCAUCAUCAUAACCAUAAACCGUAUCAUGCUGACGAACAGCAGAAACCACAGCCGUUCAAUACUCGAAUUGAGACUAGCAGCCAGAACAGCAACUACGAUAAAGUAUUACUGACGCUUCAGGAUCAAUAUAUUCCGACACUGCCCAAGGUCAUCAUAACUGCCUCGGCAUCGGUUAGCGAUGCCAGCGGCAAGAAGCUUAACUAUUCGGUGGGAAAUGUAAUCGGAACCAAUGUCAAGCAACCGCCGCUCACGUACGACGAGUACAAGGAAGAUGAUGUGGUGUUGGAUCCAUUCUUUUUGGAUGUACCGAAAAUAAAGCCGCGACGACAGAUUCGCGAUGUGAAUAGUAGAGAUAAAUCGAGUAAUGCGGUGAGAAAGAAGCGGAAAAAAUUUGUCGACAAGCCGUUGAUUGAGAGAAACUAAAUUAAAUUAAUUGAAAUUAUGGUAUAGUUCGACAAGGUCACAAUAGGUGAUUUGUAAA
Bradysia coprophila is the source of this 2740-nucleotide messenger RNA. RefSeq lists its product as uncharacterized. The record is from RefSeq and is a predicted model, not a curated record. Gene Ontology annotation, cellular component: extracellular region. NCBI's taxonomy places the organism in Eukaryota, Metazoa, Arthropoda, Insecta, Diptera, Sciaridae. Gene Ontology annotation, molecular function: chitin binding.